AUGCUGCGCCGAAGAAUGGGAUACACCGACCCAUCGUCGGGUAAAGAUAUUCUCGGCAACAGAUCUCUUUGUUUCAUAUUUAUUUGCGCAUUUGGACUCGUCACACUUUUGCAACAGAUUCUCUAUGGGAAAAACUACAUUAAGAGUGCGCAACAGUUUAGCCGACUCAAAGGGGACGAGACAGGAAAUUGGACCGGUCCUGUUAAUUUCUCGGAUGAUGGAUCUCUGAAGCCUGCCAGAAAUGGAAGGAAAAGAUGUUUCCGUCAGAAUUUUCAGCCAGAUUCACAGAUCUCCGUAAUAGUCACACCCUGCCUAGCCGAUAUUAAGAAGAAAAAAAAACGCCCUCAAAGGUAUCUGGAAAACUAUGAUGGCUCCUUUGAGUUCAACUCCACUGCGUGCAGGGAGCUCAGACAGGAGAUUAUGGAUGUCAAAGUCCUGACAAUGGUGAAAACCUCAGACCUGUUUGAGAGGUGGCGAAACCUGCAGGUGUGUAGGUGGGAGCAGAACAAGGAGGAGACCAGCAACUUCAAGAUGUCCCUGUCUCGCUGCUGUAAUGCUCCUUCCUUUUUGUUCACCACCAAGAGGAACACUCCUACAGGGACGAAGCUGAGGUACGAGGUGGACACCAGUGGUAUCAUUCCCAUCACCACCGAGGUCUUCAAGAUGUUCCCAGAUGAUAUGCCGUAUUCCAAAUCACAGUACAAGAAGUGUGCUGUUGUUGGAAAUGGCGGCAUCAUCAAGAACAGCAAAUGUGGAAAGGAAAUUGAUUCAGCAGAUUUUGUGUUUAGGUGCAACAUACCACCCAUUAAUGAGAAGUACUCAGCUGAUGUUGGCACUAAAACCGAUCUAGUGACAAUAAAUCCGAGCAUUAUUACUGAGAGAUUUCAGAAGUUGGAGAAAUGGCGGCGACCGUUUUACGAAGUCCUCCAGAAUUACGAGAACUCCUCAGUGGUGCUUCCAGCCUUCUACAACACCCGCAACACCGAUGUAUCUUUCAGAGUCAAGUACAUGCUGGAUGAUUUCGACUCCCAGAGAGGCGUGUUCUUCUUCCACCCACAGUAUCUGCUGAACCUGCAGCGAUUCUGGGCGGUGCAGGGCGUCCGGGCCAAGCGGCUCAGCAGCGGCCUGAUGCUUGUGACAGCUGCCUUAGAGAUGUGUGAGGAGGUCCACCUCUACGGUUUCUGGGCGUUCCCCAUGAACCCCUCUGGCAUCUUCAUCACUCACCAUUACUACGACAACGUCAAGCCACGGCCGGGCUUCCACGCAAUGCCCCAUGAAAUUUUCAACUUCAUUCACAUGCAUACUCGUGGGAUCAUCAAUGUACACACGGGGCAGUGCACAUGA
Messenger RNA from Xiphias gladius (swordfish), 1344 nucleotides. RefSeq names its product ST8 alpha-N-acetyl-neuraminide alpha-2,8-sialyltransferase 5 (gene st8sia5). NCBI's taxonomy places the organism in Eukaryota, Metazoa, Chordata, Actinopteri, Istiophoriformes, Xiphiidae. The transcript is spliced from 9 exons. The record is from RefSeq and is a predicted model, not a curated record. Gene Ontology annotation, biological process: oligosaccharide metabolic process; N-glycan processing. The coding region runs from base 1 to 1344 and encodes 447 amino acids. Gene Ontology annotation, molecular function: alpha-N-acetylneuraminate alpha-2,8-sialyltransferase activity.